This is a messenger RNA of Haemonchus placei, 711 nucleotides long. The record is from the annotation of a GenBank genome assembly. NCBI's taxonomy places the organism in Eukaryota, Metazoa, Nematoda, Chromadorea, Rhabditida, Trichostrongylidae.
AUGGAGCGGAAAGCGUUACGCUUCCUGCUGGGCCAGCUAGUACGCUCAGCUGAUCGGGUGAUGCGUGGAGAUAGAGCUGCUAUAAGGGAAGCUGUGUCUCUUGUUGGUUCCGUGAACGAAAAUAUGGUUGGUGAACUUCCUCCAGUCGACUUAUGCGCAGCUCAAAUAUCCCCUGUUCUGUAUGGGCUUUUGUAUGAAUGUCCCAACCUGCACUGCUCUGUUUUCGGGUUCAGUCGUUCUGGCGAAAAGAUUCCACUACACGAUCACCCCACUAUGCACGGAUUCAUCACCGUCUUGAGAGGAUCACUGAUGGUCAGGCUUUACAAUAUAUGGCUUUGUGUACAUUUCGAGAAGUUCAAUUCCAUACAGGUGAAGUCGUUCUCUUUUCUCGAUGCCACCGGAAAACACUGGUCUGGUCAAACCAAGCCGUUUCUCCAAAUUCCUCCUUCAGGAAACAUUCAUGAAAUUACCGCAUUGGAGGAUGGGUCUUUCUUUUUCGAUAUCUUGGUACCAGGAUAUGGAGACUCAAUUCCUUGCAAUUAUUUUGAGGCGCCCGAGGUAUGUCUUAUCGCCUUCCACCUUCCUCUUAUAAACUACAAGAUUUCCUUCCAGAGUCUGCCUUUGGUCGGUCGAGAAUGCUCCCUAAAAGAAAUUCCAUGCCCCUCCAGUUACUUUUGUUACACCGUCCCUUUGGAAAGGGUGGAGCUUUAA